Molecule: messenger RNA, 2941 nt
Organism: Gavia stellata (red-throated loon)
Lineage: Eukaryota; Metazoa; Chordata; Aves; Gaviiformes; Gaviidae
Gene: FDX1
Product: ferredoxin 1
Exons: 4
Coding region: 1-537 (178 amino acids)
Biological process (GO): P450-containing electron transport chain; positive regulation of oxidoreductase activity
Cellular component (GO): mitochondrion
Molecular function (GO): 2 iron, 2 sulfur cluster binding
Source: RefSeq, a predicted model, not a curated record
AUGGCUGCCCCGGGGCCGGCCCGGCUCCUCCGGGCUGCCGCCGCUUCCUCCCGCCGCUGGCUCUUCUCCGCCUCGCCGGCAGCCGGGACGAGGCCGGGCUGCGGCAGCGCCGCCGCUGCUGUGCGGGCAGCCCGGCAGUUCAGCCUCUCUGCCCGGACGGUGCUCAGCUCAGAAGAUAAAAUAACUGUUCAUUUCAUAAAUCGUGAUGGUGACAAACUAACAGCCAAAGGAAAACCUGGGGAUUCACUGCUGGAUGUUGUUGUUGAUAAUAAUCUAGACAUAGAUGGUUUUGGUGCAUGCGAAGGAACGCUAGCCUGUUCAACUUGUCAUUUAAUCUUUGAAGACCACAUAUUUGAGAAACUAGAUGCAAUUACUGAUGAAGAGAUGGACAUGCUGGACCUGGCAUAUGGCCUCACAGAAACAUCACGUUUAGGCUGCCAAAUCUGCUUGAAGAAAUCAAUGGAUGAUAUGACUGUUCGAGUACCAGAAGCUGUUGCUGAUGCUAGACAAUCAGUAGAUAUGAGUAAAAACUCCUAAAAGAAAGUAUCUUAGGAGUUUUAAAGAAGCUUAAUUAUUUUUAUAACUUAUUUUUAAAUGUGUAAUUAAAUAUGGAAACUUACAUAAUUGUGAGUUAUUUUAUAUGACUAUCAAUAUUAGAUUAAUGCUAUUUUAAUUUUCUUUAUAGAACCUCCUAUAUUUUUACGCUUAAAAUGCAAUAAUACUUCUUAUAACUGAUCAUUGGAUUAUAAAUGUUAGCAAGUGUAUUACAGACUUCAUAUAACAUUAUUCUGCCAAAACCUUUAAUGAUGUUUGAAAACUGGAUCACUUCUAAAAACCUCUGGGCAUUUCUAGGUUUCAGACCUGGUUAUGUAAGAGAACAAAACUUGUAAAACUGCAUGGGGUCUUUUUGAAGUGUUGUCAUUAAAGAUGGUAUGCUCAGAGCUAAUUCAUGUUCUCAGUAAAUACGAUACUUCCUCAGUAAAUAGUGGAUUUUCAGGGUAGGUGUUUUCCAAACUUUGGAAUCUUAAUGAGAAGUGGCAAAUUUUGUCUUGCAGAAAUACUGAUAAAACCAUGAAAUGUAGGGUCUGAUACAGAAUGUUUGCACCUGCAGCUUAAUUGCUGCAGUGCAUCUCUUGCCCAAAUCAGAAGUCAGUAAACCUCAACUGUAUUUAUGUUUGACUACACCACAAAUACGGUGAUACACAUGGCUUAGAGUAAAGCCUUGGAGCUGUCUAAUGGGAGGGCUUAACCACUGGAGGUAAAUGUAAAUUCUUGCUGUUCUCUGAAGAUGUCUGAGUUGGGAUUGAAGAGGGCAAUGUUUGUCAACAUAAGACUUGUUCUGAAAUCUUUAUCCCUUACUUUUUUGGUUUUGAGCUUGUUCACGAGGCAGUCUGAUACUAGCUAGGGCAUUCAGCUUGAAGAGAUUCCUAGAUUCUGAGCCUUGCUCUCAAGAUCAUUUCUGUGAUGGUUGAUGUGAAAUGACCAAGUAUAUUCAUUCCAUAAAGAUGGACUAGGUUCUCCAGAAGAGGUAGGGAGACUCCCAUGGUGGGGUAGCAUGUGGACUGAUGAUGAAGAGCUUUCAGUUGGAUCUUGUUUUAGUCUUUCUAAAGUAGACCAAAAUAAAAUAAUGUCUCUAAAGACUCUUUAAGCAACAAAAAUUGGAGAGAAUAGCAAAUACUUAGAUGAAAUGAUUGUCACUAAUAUAAUAGUUAUUCCCCUUAUAAGGUCAUUUUGGGGCAUAUUUAUACAUAUAUAACAUGUUUAUUUACAUUUGAAUGAUCUAAUGCAUUCAUUAAUGCCUUAUUUGAACUAGUGGCAAUGACAUCUAGAUGUCUUUUCUUGCAUUAUUAUAUUUAUGGGAGAGAGGAAAAAAUAUUUUUCCAAUGUCAAAUAUUAGGAUUAUUUUGAGCUUCAUAAAGUGAAAAAAGUCCCUCUUUGUUAUAAAAAGAAAUAUUUUCUAGAACUGUACUGAAAAUGGAUCUAGUUAAGAUUCUUUAAUUUCUUCUCUGAGGAUCUAUUACUUUGUUUCCUGGUGUUCCCGUUGGACUUUCCCCUAAAACAAGAUAUGCUUAAUGUGGUCUGCUCAGAACUUUAUCAUAUAGGGUUUUCAGAAUACACUUCCUAUUUCAUCUAAUUCAAAAUAUGACUUCAGAGUUGAAAUUUUCUGGCUUUUUGGAAGACAGAGAGAGCGAGGUUGGGGCAAAAGGUGAAAAUAAAGUGAAGAAAUGUUCUGAAGAUAGUGCUGUCUUUCUCUUCAACUGCUGUGGCUCUAACUGUAAUUUAGAGGUUACCUUCCCACAAUCAGGCGCUAAGGUAAAUCAGUUCUCACUUUGUAUUGACUUUGUCCUGAGUUCAUUUAUGUACAGUAAUUAUUAUUAAAUCUUGAACUUUUCUUACAUGAGACACAGUUCUUCAGCUUCCAAGAGAGGGAACUCAGGUCAUAACCAGAAGUACUGUGCAUUCUUACACAGAAAAGAAAUCCCAGGUUUCAGUGUAGCUGUGGGGUUUGAGGGUAGGUGUUGGUGGUUGGGUUUUGGGGUUUUCUUUGUUUGCUUUGGGUUGGUUCUUUUUACUUACAGCACCAGGCACUUCUCAGUGUGGGAAUCUUGAAGCGCUUAACACUGUGUUAAACAAACGUGAAACAGCUCUCAUGUGACAGUUUUCUUUCUAAGCCAAGGUUGUUUCAUUGUGCAUUUCCUGUGACAGCUUCUCAUUACAAAGACUUCAACUCGCCUAUAGUGUGCCUGUGGAAGGAAUUCUUUAGCACAGCAAGGCAAAAAAGGACACUUUAAAGUUCAUCUUAAAUUCUAGAGGUAUCCCAUGUUGCAUGCAAAUGGAAAUCUCAGAAGGCAAAGGAACUGACAUGUAAUCCCCAAAAUGCACAGCUUGGAGAUACUUGUUUCCUUAGUGUCAAAAUGGUUUGCAAAUAAAUCUUAUUUUA